AUGGAAGCAAAAGAACUUGUCGCAUAUCAGCAUUUUGAGCUUUUAAAAGAUCUCUCUUCAAAAAUAUUGCAAAAAUGUACCAGCCCUGGAAUGCUUUCUAAACUUGACUUUCUUUGUCCUAAUGUGACUGUUCUUGAAUGUUUUGAAGUUGAUAUAUCUUCCUCCAAACAACGAGAACGCUUACGUAAUCAUUUUAUUGGAGCCUUACUUAAAGCGGACAAUUUAGAAACAAUUUUAAACAAAAUUGCAAUUGAGAUAAUAUCUUUUAUUCGAUGGAUUGAUAUUGAUGUUAGUAAAUUAUUAAAUUUUUAA
Messenger RNA from Meloidogyne enterolobii, 312 nucleotides. NCBI's taxonomy places the organism in Eukaryota, Metazoa, Nematoda, Chromadorea, Rhabditida, Meloidogynidae. The record is from the annotation of a GenBank genome assembly.